This is a messenger RNA of Helianthus annuus (common sunflower), 1440 nucleotides long. Its product is annotated as probable protein S-acyltransferase 14. Bases 170 to 1096 code for a protein of 308 amino acids. Gene Ontology annotation, molecular function: protein-cysteine S-palmitoyltransferase activity. The record is from RefSeq and is a predicted model, not a curated record. The transcript is spliced from 7 exons. Gene Ontology annotation, cellular component: endoplasmic reticulum; Golgi apparatus. Gene Ontology annotation, biological process: protein targeting to membrane; peptidyl-L-cysteine S-palmitoylation. NCBI's taxonomy places the organism in Eukaryota, Viridiplantae, Streptophyta, Magnoliopsida, Asterales, Asteraceae.
AAAUGUUACUAUUAAAAAAUCCGAACGAUUUUGGCCCACGUCACAAGAUUCAGAUAUAAUCAAAACCCAGAAACAAAAAUCUUGACUUUUUAAAACCCUUUUGGGGGUUUGAUUUCUUCCUUCAAUUUUAAACUUUCGUUAAUUUCUAUUGAUUCAUCUGACGAGUGUUAUGUAUAGAUCUGGAGUUGUGAUGGCAUGGAACGUGUUCAAAUUCUGUACGGCCCUUCGAGGUUUAGGGUCGAUCAUGAUCUUGUUGGUUCUUGGUGUUGUUGGUGUCACCUAUUACGCCGUCGUUUUGUGUAAUUACGGCCCUGCUUUGACCGCCGGUGGCUUUGACUCACUCGUUGCAGUUCUAAUUUUAAUCGUAUUUCAUGCUCUGCUGGCGAUGCUACUAUGGAGUUAUUUUUCUGUUGUCUUCACCGACCCAGGUGGCGUGCCACCUAAUUAUCGGCCACUCAUAGAUCAAGAAAGAGGAGAAAUGGAUCCAUUGGAAGCGUCUGAGUCUGUCCCGUUGGCUACACCCGAUUCAACUCAUACAAGAAUCCGUUAUUGUCGCAAGUGUAACCAGUUAAAACCGCCCCGGUGCCACCAUUGUUCCGUUUGUGGAAGGUGUGUGCUGAAAAUGGAUCAUCAUUGUGUGUGGGUUGUUAAUUGUGUCGGGGCACUAAACUACAAGUAUUUUCUUCUCUUCUUGUUCUACACGUUUCUCGAGACAACAGUUGUAACCGCAGCAUUGUUACCACGUUUCAUAGUAUUCUUUAGUGACGAAGAGAUUCCCGGGUCACCUAGCACUCUAGCAACAACCUUUUUCGCUUUUGUCUUGAAUUUGGCUUUUGCUUUAAGUGUUUUCGGGUUUCUAAUUAUGCACAUAUCGUUGGUAGCUGCGAAUACCACAACAAUAGAGGCAUACGAGAAGAAGACUACUGCAAGAUGGCGUUACGAUCUUGGUCGCAAGCGGAACUUUGAACAGGUGUUUGGGACGGUAAAAAGCUAUUGGUUUAUUCCAGCUUAUAGUGAUGAAGAUUUGCGAAGAAUGCCCGCCCUUCAAGGCCUGGAGUAUCCAACAAAACCGGAUUUCGACACCCAAGAAUUCUAAAACGAGCAUGAUUAGAAAAAAGAAAGAAAAUCUUGGUUAAUAGCAUCACCUCAGUCGUCACCCCCUCAAACCCACCACACAUGCGAUGUACCGAAUGGCCUGCAACUGAGUUCGGUAUAGGUGUUGUAGAAGUGGUAGUUCAGCCGUGAGCGGGGAAACAUUGAAUAAACGUAAUGUUUAUUUAAUGGGUAUAGUUUUUGCGAGUUUGUUUUUUUUGUUUUUUUUGUUUUUUUUUUUUUUUGAUGAAGCUAGUGCAAGUCAUAUAGAGGUUGUUGUAAGCCAUACAUUAGUAACGAUUUGACGAAUAGCCCACACGUAAAGCAUUCCAACUUUGUGUUGAUUUU